This is a messenger RNA of Paramecium pentaurelia, 1738 nucleotides long. Lineage: Eukaryota; Ciliophora; Oligohymenophorea; Peniculida; Parameciidae. The record is from the annotation of a GenBank genome assembly.
AAUGGCAAUAACUGAUAAACUUUGCUUUGGUUUCUCAACUGCAGCAAUAAUCAUAUAUGUAAGCUUAUUUGCAAUCACUAAUAUCCUUGGUUAUGGUCCUGUUAACUAACCUAUCAGCAAUGGAAGUAUAUUUAUAGGCCAAUGUUAGAGUAAUGCAAUUUGAUUUACUUUCCGGAUCCAAAAGAUAUUUCAAAGACUCUCUGUUUAGAUGAAUGUCCAAAAACAGGUGAUAAAAAAUUGUAAUGUGAUAAUUGUUCUGGAAAUAUUAUAAAUACAGAUGAAUGUAUUAUAUUAUUAAUUAAAUUAGACAAUCAUGGUUGUUUACCUACAUUAUAUUCUUAAUUAUAAUAAGUUAUGCCUGCUUUGGAAACACCUAAACUCAAUAACUUUACAUUAUCUUUGAUUUCAAACAGUGAAUUUGUUUUUACAGGACUAAUAUUACUACUAUCAAUUCUAUAUAUAAAUUAGAGAAUAUUCAGAUAAUAUUUUUCACUUAUUAUUUCAUUCUUAACUAAUUUUUAUCCAUAUUGUAUAUUAUGGUUAUCCAUUAUUAUGGCAAAUCGCUUGUCAACAUUUCAUGAUAUGGAAAAACUAUAAAGAGCAGGAGAAUCAAGAUAAUUAAAUUAAUAAUCAAUUGAAAUCAUAGUUCAAGCAUUCAAUUAUAAAACUAUUUAUACAAUACUUUUAUUGAUCUUAAUCAAAGUAUUUAUAGGAUCUCUUAUAUCUUAAUUCUUUAAUUAAAAUGAUAAAGAGGGAUAUAGAUUGAAAAGUUAUAUAUCUUUGACAAUAAGAAAGAAUUUAGGAUAAUAUACAUUUAGAUAUAAUUCUGUAAUUUAAUCACUUGUUAUCAUAAACUUUUUAGUAAUGUAUUAUUCCAUAACGUAUUAAUUAAUUAAAGAAUUUUAGUGGAGCAUUAAGUAUAGGUUCAAUUGACUCAACAAAACCUGUUUAUAGCCAAUACUCUACUUCCAUAUUAGGAAUUAUCUUAGCUAUUAUAUUAUUUUGCCUUUUUGUUUAUGCAUCCAAAAUAUUAAGAUUAUAUACUGAUUAUUUUAUAUACAUUUUUUCAUUAAAACAAUUGCUAUGGGAAGAAGAAUAAAAUAUAUAAAUUUUAAAGUAUUUAUCAAUUUGAUAUUUAAAUAGAAAUUCAUUUGAAGUAUUUGGAACAAUAUCUCUACUAGCUUUUAAGCAAAUCAUUUAUUCACCAAAAAGUUUAGGAAUUAAACUUAUGUAUUUAAUUAAAAAGCCUUAAAUUGCUCAUAAAUGGGAGAAUGAUUUAUCUUUAUUAACCUCACUAACAUUAGGUCGUUAAGUGUUUUAUUUGACUCAAAAUUAAGUAAAUAAUUAACCAAUAGCUUCAUAUUAAUUAUAAGAGAGUAUAGAUGCUUUAAAUAUAUAGGAUUUAGAUAUUGUUUAUUUAUUAUGUAUGAAUAAUUUAAAUUAUUAUAAUAGAUUAAUAAGCUGAAGCAAUUCUUAGAUAUUCUGGAUGGUCAAUGGGAUGUCUUAUUGGAAUUGUUAAUUCACUCUUUGGUUGUGGUUUCUCCACUAUUUUAUUAAUGAUUCCAUUGAGUUGUGAUCUUAAUUAUGUGAUCAGUGCAUAAUUAAUUAAAGGAUUUUUAACAUUUGGAUUGAUCGAAGGAGAUAAGGAUGAUGACAAAUUGAUGAAUUUUUAUAAAACAAUCAUCUUAAUUGAGAAAGAAGAAUAAUUGUCCAAGAAAAAAUAAUAAUAACAUUGAGU